CUCGUAGAAUGUCUUAGAAAAGAAGAAAGUAAGCCUCAGGCCUCAUAUACCAGAACCGGAAGUUCAAGAAUUUACAUCUGCAAUGAAAAACCAGUCAUUAUUUGAUAUUUUUAAAUCUCGAGAAGACUCCCUGGAAGAAGAGGAAUUACCUACAACUGUAUCCGAAGUAGCCAAAGUGACUUCUAUACAAGUUGAAGCCUUCGAACUUUCAAUAAGCUCACAAAACAACAUCAACAACAACUUGCAUGAAACUCCCCACCAAACAAUUACAUUCCAAGAGGACACAAACAACAACUUACAAGAGAUUCAAGAAGAAACUCUCAAAGUUUCUAGCACUGACCCUCAAGACCUCAACGAAGCAGCCAUUAAGAUUCAGGCAACCUUUAAAGGAUAUCGAGUUCGCAAAGAAAUGUCAAACACAGCCAACAAAGAAAAACUACCAAAUACUCCCGAGGAGCAAAAUUUAGAUGUAGACCACCUCCAAACAGUUUGAAGACUAAAAAAAAGAAAACAAACAAAAAAGGUCCUUCUUUUUGGUAUAAAAUUUUAUGUUUUUAUGUUCUUCCCUAAGUCAUGUGGCUAUGAAUAUAUGCAUUUUAUUUUUUUUUUGUUUCCACCCCCCCAAAACCACACCUUGUGACUCUGUUUAACAUUUUUUAACAUUCCCAAAAAUCCGCCUAAACAUAAACGAGGAUGAUGGGUAUAGAGAGCUUAGAAAUAAAGGAACUUACUUUAUGAUCCGUA
Messenger RNA from Episyrphus balteatus (marmalade hoverfly), 744 nucleotides. RefSeq lists its product as uncharacterized. Lineage: Eukaryota; Metazoa; Arthropoda; Insecta; Diptera; Syrphidae. The coding region runs from base 83 to 493 and encodes 136 amino acids. The transcript has 2 exons. Gene Ontology annotation, molecular function: protein binding. The record is from RefSeq and is a predicted model, not a curated record.